This is a messenger RNA of Penaeus indicus, 428 nucleotides long. RefSeq names its product cytochrome c oxidase subunit 7A, mitochondrial-like. The transcript has 3 exons. Bases 41 to 298 code for a protein of 85 amino acids. NCBI's taxonomy places the organism in Eukaryota, Metazoa, Arthropoda, Malacostraca, Decapoda, Penaeidae. Gene Ontology annotation, biological process: mitochondrial respirasome assembly; regulation of oxidative phosphorylation; mitochondrial electron transport, cytochrome c to oxygen. The record is from RefSeq and is a predicted model, not a curated record.
AUCUUGGAUUCAGCGCCAGAGAGAACCAAGAGCCGCCAGGAUGAACGUCGCUCGUGCUGCUGUCCGCACUUUCACCUCCAGCUCAGUGCGCCGAGCUGCCACAGAAGUUCACCCUGGCUAUAGCAAGAUCCGCAGUACCAUGAACAAAUUCCAGAUUGAUAACGGAAUGCCCAUCCACCUGAAGGGAGGUGUUUUUGACAACCUUCUGUUUGUAAGCACCGUCGUACUCAAUGCCGUUGGUCUUAGCAUGACUCUGGGAUUCAUUUACGAUAUGAGUUUCCCCAAGAAGGCAGAGUAAAGACUCCAUAGAAGAGAAUAAAUAUUUAUAUCAUCCUUCAACAAGAAUAAUCUCGUGUAUAUAUGUGUCUGCCAUUGACGCUAUCAUAAAACUGUACAUGUCAGAUCAAUAAAUUUUAGAAAGGGAACAA